This is a messenger RNA of Aedes aegypti (yellow fever mosquito), 792 nucleotides long. RefSeq names its product 4-hydroxybenzoate polyprenyltransferase, mitochondrial-like. Gene Ontology annotation, cellular component: mitochondrial inner membrane. The record is from RefSeq and is a predicted model, not a curated record. Lineage: Eukaryota; Metazoa; Arthropoda; Insecta; Diptera; Culicidae. Gene Ontology annotation, biological process: ubiquinone biosynthetic process.
AUGGACGACGACGCAUUUAGGAUCUCUGUGGCAGGAAGUUCGGUGGACAUCCCAUCCGCCUUUCAAAAUCCGUACGCGAGGCUGAUGCGGAUUGACCGCCCCAUAGGAUCGUGGCUUCUCUUUUGGCCUUGCGGAUGGAGUAUAGCGCUGAGCGCACCGGCCGGAUGUUGGCCCGAUUUGUGGACGUUGACCCUGUUUGGGGCGGGUGCGUUUAUCAUGAGAGGAGCCGGCUGCACGAUAAACGAUAUGUGGGAUCGAGACAUUGGGAAAGUGGCCCGGACCAGGAAUAGACCGCUGGUGGCCGGAGAGCUGACUUCGGCCGAUGCUUGGUUCUUUUUGGGAGCCCAGCUAGGUGUGGGCCUGUUGAUCCUGCUUGAACUGAACUGGUACUCGAUUGUUCUGGGGGCCAGCUCUUUGGGGCUAGUCAUCAUCUAUCCGCUGAUGAAACGGAUAACCCAUUGGCCACAGCUGGUGCUGGGGAUGACCUUUAAUUGGGGUGCUCUGCUGGGUUGGAGUGCCACCCAAGGGUCGGUCAUGUGGUCCGCUUGCCUUCCUCUUAUGUGGCCGGCGUUUGUUGGGACCAUCGUUUACGACACGAUCUACGCCCAUCAGGACAAGGUGGACGACGCCCUGCUGGGGAUUAAAUCGACGGCCAUUCGGUUCGGGGACAACACCAAGCUGUGGCUGAGCGGAUUCUCGACGGCGAUGAUCGGUGGCCUGGUGGCGUCCGGAAUGGUGUGCGAGCAAACGUGGCCCUACUAUUCGGCGGUUGGAGUGAUUUCUGCGCAUUUG